UCUAGUUUGGUCCCAGUCGUGUGCCGUCCGGAGCUCGGCGGGUUGCUAUAGAGACCAGCGAGCGCCGGGCCUGUGAAGGUAGAGGCUCCAGCCGAGGUGACCGGGGCCGGGUGCCGGGGCCGCAGCGCCGUCGCCAUGUCUUUCCGCGACCUCCGCAAUUUCACAGAGAUGAUGAGAGCUCUGGGAUACCCACGACUUAUUUCUAUGGAAAAUUUCCGCACACCUAAUUUUGGACUUGUUUCUGAAGUGCUUCUCUGGCUUGUGAAAAGGUAUGAGCCACAGACUGACAUCCCUUCUGAUGUUGAAACUGAACAAGACCGUGUUUUCUUCAUUAAGGCCGUUGCCCAGUUUAUGGCCACAAAGGCACAUAUAAAACUCAAUACUAAGAAGCUUUACCAAGCAGAUGGUUAUGCAGUGAAAGAACUGUUGAAGAUCACGUCCGUCCUUUACAAUGCUAUGAAGACCAAAGGAAUGGAGGCCUCUAAAGUAGGGGAGGAAGACAUCAGCAAAUUCAAGUUUGACCUUGGCUCCAAGAUUGCAGAUUUGAAAGCAGCCAGGCAGCUUGCUUCUGAAAUCACUGCAAAAGGAGCAUCUCUGUAUGACUUGCUGGGCAAGGAGGUGGAGUUGAGGAAACUGAGAGCAGAAGCCAUUGCUAGACCUCUGGAAAUAAAUGAGACUGAAAAAGUGAUGAGGAUUGCAAUAAAAGAACUUUUGGCUCAGGUCGAGAAGACUAAGGACCUACUCAGUGAUGUGGCCUCCGAUGAAGCCAAUUUAGAAGCCAAAAUUGAGAAGAGAAAAUUGGAGCUGGAAAGAAACCGGAAGCGGCUACAGACUCUGCAGAGUGUCAGGCCAGCCUUUAUGGAUGAAUAUGAGAAGAUUGAGGAAGAACUGCAAAAGCAGUAUGACAUUUAUCUAGAGAAAUUCCGGAAUCUGGCUUAUCUGGAGCAGCAGCUGGAGGAUCAUCACAGGAUGGAGCAAGAGCGGUUUGAGGAAGCUGAAAACACUCUCCGUCUGAUGCAGAACAAGCUGAAGGAAGAGGAGAAGCGGCUGCUCAAGAGUGGGAGUAAUGAUGACUCGGACAUAGACAUCCAGGAAGAUGAUGAGUCUGACAGUGAACUUGAGGAGAGACGGCUGACUAAGCCACGGACUGCCAUGGAGGUGCUCAUGCAAGGAAGACCUAACAAACGCAUCGUGGGCACAAUGCAAGGUGGAGACUCCGAUGAUGACGAAGACUCAGACAACAGUGAGAUUGACGUGGAAGAUGAUGAUGAUGACGACGACGAUGACGAUUUGGAAGAUCAAAGCAUUGCUAUUUCACCAGCUAAGCCCAACCGGAGAGUCCGGAAACCUGAGCCCCUGGAUGAGAGUGACAAUGAUUUCUGAACUUCUUGCCAAGGGACCCAGGCAGACGAAGAGCCUCCAAUUUGUAGGUAAAUGGAGAUUCAGAAGGCUGGAAAGGGAACGUGGUUGUUCACUGUGUCAGCAGGACUUACUAUUACUGAAGGACCCUCUUUCUAUGUCACCUUCGUGCACCUGUCUUCUACAGAACCUAAACAAGAACUUACACAAACCCUGAA
Messenger RNA from Jaculus jaculus (lesser Egyptian jerboa), 1577 nucleotides. RefSeq names its product clusterin associated protein 1 (gene Ift38). Lineage: Eukaryota; Metazoa; Chordata; Mammalia; Rodentia; Dipodidae. Gene Ontology annotation, cellular component: cilium; centrosome; intraciliary transport particle B. Bases 136 to 1383 code for a protein of 415 amino acids. The transcript has 12 exons. The record is from RefSeq and is a predicted model, not a curated record. Gene Ontology annotation, biological process: cilium assembly.